Messenger RNA from Drosophila novamexicana, 2437 nucleotides. It is a transcript of the gene SecCl, whose product is annotated as glycine receptor subunit alpha-4. The record is from RefSeq and is a predicted model, not a curated record. Gene Ontology annotation, biological process: chemical synaptic transmission; nervous system process; signal transduction. Gene Ontology annotation, cellular component: neuron projection; synapse; membrane. The coding region runs from base 674 to 2233 and encodes 519 amino acids. Gene Ontology annotation, molecular function: chloride channel activity; transmembrane signaling receptor activity; neurotransmitter receptor activity. Lineage: Eukaryota; Metazoa; Arthropoda; Insecta; Diptera; Drosophilidae. The transcript has 7 exons.
GCAGCACCGAGAACACCUUCACAAGCCGACAACACAUCGAACCGAGCUGUGCGUUGUUCUUGUUGUGAUUAUUGUUGUUGUUGUUGUUGUUGUUGUCUGGCUGGCUGGUUGGCUGACUGUUUGGCUUAUCAGCACAAGCGAACGUACAUUUUGGGCAACUGCGACUGCGGCAACUACUUACAGAAAAAUUUCGCUAGCUUCCCCCGCAGCUGCUCAGCGUUCGGCUCAGUGCUCUUUGAGAGGCUUCGCAGUCGACGACAACAACUUCGGCAGCGGCAGCGGCGGCAGCGGCGCAGCGCAGCGACCUGGUGGCAGUCAGGUAUUUCUGCGAGGCGCAAACGCGACGCGAGCUCAAAGCGGCAACGACAAGCAACAGGUCCACGUCCUCGUCGGCAUUAGAAAAUUGCCAGAACCAAUCAAUUAAAUUAUUUAUUUAUUAUUAUUAUUAUCAAUAUUAUUUAUAUGCAAUUCGAGAUCGUCGAAGUGAAUGUUGUGAAGUGAAGCGAGGAUAAAAGAUCGUGUGUAAAUCGAGCCGGCGACAGAACAAGUGUUCGAGUGUUCAACAAAACAUGAGCAUUAAGCAAAUCGAAAUUAAUUAAGUCAAAUAAUACACAAUAAGUGCUCAAUAAAAGUGAGGUAACAAUAUUUGAAAACUUUAAGCAAUUUCGACAAAAUGAAGCAUCUGUAUUUUGUGCACUUUACAAAAGUAUUUUUAAUAACAAUUAUAUGCAGAAAUAUACAAACGAUUGUUGGCGCCGCAAAUGACAGCAACGUGGACGAGAACUGCCCAACGCUGGCCAACGCGGACAGUUUGCAGUACACGGAACUGAUACAAAGGAUGACGCAUGUCUGUCGUUACGAUCGUCUGGAACGACCCAUAGAAUACGACAAGGAGACUUCAAAGCGUCUGCCCAUUGUGGUGAAGAUGCGCAUCUAUGUGUACUUGCUGCAGAAUCUCAACUCGGAUCUGUUGCAGUUCAAGAUGCACGCACUGCUGCAGCUCAGCUUCCAGGACAAGCGACUAGCUUACAAGGAGUUUGCGCCGGAGCGACGUGAAACGAUUUUGGGCCAGAAACAUCUCAGCGAACGCCUCUGGCUGCCGCACAUAUUCUUUGCCAACGAGCGAGAGUCGAGCAUAUUGGGCACUGACGAGAAGGACGUGCUCACAUCCAUAUCACGCGAUGGCAACGUGAUCAUCUCCACGCGAAUACAGGCCUCGCUCUACUGCUGGAUGAACUUCAAGAAGUUUCCCUUCGAUCAGCAAUACUGCUCCACGGUGCUGGAGAGCUGGAUGUACAACACUUCAGAUUUAUUGCUGGAGUGGGAGGAUCGCGCGCCCAUAUCCUUCGAUCCCGAAAUGCGGCUCACCGAGUAUAACUUAGGCCAGUAUUGGCACAACACAUCCAUUGUGCUCUCAGAUGAGGUCAAUAUGCGACAUGGUGCAUUCCAGGGCAACUAUAGUUCGCUCAGCUACACGGUCAAUUUGCAGCGCGAGAUUGGUUUCUAUCUGUUGGAUUACUAUCUGCCCUCCAUGAUGAUUGUGGCCAUAUCAUGGGUGUCCUUCUGGCUGCAGGCUGAUGCCUCACCGCCGCGGAUUAUGCUGGGCACCAGCACCAUGUUGUCCUUUAUAACGCUAUCCUCAUCACAGAGCAAAACGCUGCCGAAGGUCAGCUAUAUUAAGGUAUCGGAGGUGUGGUUCAUUGGCUGCACCUUCUUCAUCUUCGGCAGCCUGGUGGAGUUUGCCUUUGUCAAUACGAUAUGGCGACGCAAGGAGAAUAUUGAGCUGAAGAAGGUCAACAGCAAAUAUAUUAUAAAAUCCACAUUAACGCCGCGUCCCUCGCGCCGUCAGAUUGGCGGCAGUUUGAGCAACGAUUCCAGAGCACGCUCCUGCUCCAGCCUGGACAACAUUGUAUCCAGCACGGAGAGUGUGCGCAAUGGUAAUGGCACUGUCAAUCCCGCCUUUAACAAUUAUCUAACAGUUCAUCCCAACCUGCCCAUCAUACGCACUGAGUGCGCUGAUAAUGUUUCGGUGUGCAGCGCGCGGUCAAACAACGAUCACGUUGUGGACAUUGAUAAGGAUAAGGAUAAGGACAAGGAGAAAGAUGCACCAACAUUUACAACCAUGACGCCACAAGAGAUCGCCAUGUGGAUUGACAGACGUUCGCGUCUGUUAUUUCCCGGCAUGUUCUUGGCCUUUAAUGCGCUUUACUGGAUAUUCGUCUAUUGUUUUUAGGCUUAAGCGAACUGCACACAAUUAUAUAUGUGAACUAUUAACGAACGCACCAAAUUGUUGCCAUACAUGUGAUUUCUUGUCGCUUGUGUUUGUUUUCUCUUAAUAUUACGCUUAUUGUAAUAUGUAUUAAUUAAUUGUAAGUUACAUCAUCUCAUAGUCAUAGUUGUACAAAUGUCACGCAUAUCUUAUAAAUACAUUCAAUAA